Molecule: messenger RNA, 3527 nt
Organism: Vitrella brassicaformis
Lineage: Eukaryota; Vitrellaceae
Source: the annotation of a GenBank genome assembly
CCUGAACCUGUGAGGGAUCCACUGCGCCAACAAGGCUCAUGUGGUACCCCCAAAUCCAUCACUUAACUAAGGAUCAUGAUCGCUUGCCAAUGUACUGUGGCGGGGGCUCUGUACUCAGACGUGUUGCGCACUUCAGAGGAUGGGAGCGAGCAUUCAGCAAGCAUCCCUUCCCCACCCGACCUUCAACUUGACACCCUCGUGUCAAGACACAUAUUCAGGCAAGCAAGGAAGAAGAGACGGCAACAAUGCACAAACGUUGCACAUUCAUGCUUUCAGGGACCUUCAGCAUGACCUCUCCCGGGUGCAGUCCUAUCCAACGAAGCUGCCUACAUCUGCCGUUACACCACAGAAGCUGGAGCUGAGGCGGCGACUCGUCCAGCAGCACACAAAGCCGCCCCCGAAGCUCAGAUCACGACCGGCCAACCCCACGGCUGCUGACAGCCGACGACCGCAAGACAAGGGAGGGGGAGUCGUCAGCGAGCAUGGGUCCAAGGCUCGGGGAGUCAAUAAGAGAGACAAGGCGAUUGACAGCCCCCCAUCGCCGCCCCAGCAUGUACGGCCUGGGCGUGCCGACGGUCCUCUCAAGGGGGCUGGUGACGGCGAUGUGUUCGCGAGCGUGGUCAAGAGACUCAGACUCGUGGAAAAAGAAAAUGCCGAACUGAAGACAAGGCUGGCGGACAAGGUGUGGAUGAGAACCGUCAAUUUUGCUUGUGGUCAACCCUUCUUGCAUGGUGCAGGAGAAGGACCUCGCGGCGAUGUGCGAGAGGGAGCGAUUCCGUGAAGACAUGUUUGACGGUUCCGUAGCAACCGAUGCAAAUGUUGAGAGGGAUGAUGGCGGUGCGGUCCGUUUGGCGUACAAGUAUUUGGAAGAGAAGAAACAGCUGAAGAAUGAGGUACACAGGUGAGGGACGCCUCCGUUCCCGGACUAUGGGACACCCAACCAUCUCUCUGAUGUGCAGCUGGCAAUUAUGCGCAAGUACUUGGCAUCCUAUGGAGUGACAUGGAAUGAAGGCGGGCGAGACACCGAUCUAAGGGCAGCAGAUGAGCUGUCCAUCGCCAGCCUUGGGUAUCAGGGGGAGUUUGAUGCUGAAAGGGCGCUGCAGGACCUCAAACAGACCGAACGUGAAGGAAGAGACCAAAGGUGAGACGAUACUCGCUCCUUUCGGGGAACAAGCGGUGGAUACUGCAUGCUGUCUCAAUCAUUUGCUGCUCCUCUCAGGUUCCGUCCUCCUUCGUUGUUGGAUAAGGGCCACCCCGUUCAGCGUCAUCGGCGUCUCCACCUGAACCGAUGCGUCUCCAACCCUCCGGAAAACAGCGACACGCCCGCCCCCGCUGCACCCUUCCCCCCGCCCCUGUCUGCACGGGGGCCUAGGGAGAAACCUCACGCACCGCCAUCAUACAUGGGCGGCAAACGGUGGUAUCCGCCAAGACAUAUCGGCCCCCUGCAGCCACUGGAUAACGAGGGUGCUGCUGCUGCUGGAGUUUCGGAUGUGCUGCUAUCACCAAUUCAUGAGGAGCGCUCAUCGGCUCACGAGCAUGCGCUGGUCGACUUCAACAGAAUACAGCGGGCGGUGGCUGAGCUCAACCUCAUGGCCGGUGGGUGCGUCAGCGCUUGCAAUGAGAGCUGGCUGUCGGUCUCCCCACUGACGUGUCUCCUUUGUAUGCAGGCGAGGAUGAGCCAGCAGAUGCAGCAGACGAUAGAGAAGAAUCCGAUCUCUUUGUGCAGUCCUACGGCAUCAUGCGUCUCCGCCACUCACCCAAGCCUGCUGCUGCUGGCCCCUCACUUCCUCUCAUCUUCUACUCGAAUGGUCUUCAUCUGGAUCCUUUGCACCGGCCGUUCUACCCGUAUUCCCAUCCGCAGAGUCAGCAGAUCCUGCGAGACAUACUGGAGGGCUACUUCCCAUCUGUGCUGCAGCAGACGUAUCCUGAAGGAGGUGAGGACGCCACCAAGAACCUCACGACACAAUACGCAGACGUACGUCGCAUGACAUAUCCUUCACGCCCAUCUUGUGUAUCAGUUGCCCUUGCUCCCAUAGACAAGACGCUGACAGAGUACCGCCCCGACGCUUCUGCAGUCACUGCGAACUUGCGCGACACGGCCGGCUCGCGAGUGUGUUAUGGUGAUCAAUGGCGCAGGUUCCCUGAGGUAGCCCCACUCAUCGAGCGUCAGCAGCAGCCGCACAUCGACCAGGGACUCAGACGAGUCACUAACAAAUCCAACAAGGUAAUUUGCUCACAGAAACAGGAGAGUUUUAAACUUGGCGCGUACGCUUUGCUCUUCAGGAUCAAUUUCUGCAGCGGCUACCGAAGCGUGUCAUACGAGGGGGUAAGCAACCUAAGAAAAUCGAGCCAUCUUCGUUUUGUGUGUCCGUGUCUGCACGUGUUGGAUGGAUGGAUGGAUCGAUGCAUGGCGUGUAUGCAGGGGUGAUAGUGGAAGUGCGUUCUGAGAUAGCUCGGCAGCUGGACCACCAGCCCCUGCCCAACAUUCUCCAUCACACGCCGAGGCAAGGCAGCCAGCAGCAGAGGAGAGAACAGUGCGCACGGGCCGCAGACGCGCGGAUUGGGAGUGGUGCUGUCGCUCCUGACACGGAUAGCGAAAGGCAACGCAGGCUGCGCAUCCAAAAGGAGCCGAGAAGGACCCCUGCCCAUCAUGGGCUGAGGAAUGGUGUACGGCUGCGUGUGCAGUGCAGGGGCUGGGACGAAAUUCCGCCGACAACAGCGCCGCUGGAGAUCGAAUAUGAUGUAAGGAUGUGUCAGUGUAUGUCUCCGGCCUGUGUGUGAUGGAUGUGUGUUCUGCAUGCAGUCAGCGUCUUGGUCUAGAGCCACCAUCGAGGAGCUUAUCAGCGCCGUCCUUGACAACCGGUGAGUAACCGAGGGAUGCUCAGCAACUCACACAGUGAGGAAUGACUAUUGUGAUGUUGCUCAGGUGCGAUUGGGUGAGACAGGGCUCAUCGGCCUGUGAUUUGGUGUUCCCAUCUGUGAGGCCGCCCCACGUCGUCUCACGCAUCACACUCGCAAGAGACGCGGGUGGAGACACAUCGACAGUGGCGAGCGGUCAAUGGAAAUUGCUUUCUUCGAUCCUACAAGGUGCGGUGCGUGUGACAUACACACGCACAUCCGCACGCGCAUGGAUACACCAUGGCCCGCGUACGUAUCGUGCGUGUGCUCUUGUGGUGUGCUGCAGAUGCACGGGGGUCGUAUGCGGUGUACUUCAGCCUCUUCUGACUGACCAGCUAAUUAUUUAGCUAGCCAGCAGAAUGAUGUGACAUCAAAUGUCUGAGCGACAGACACGUCAUUAAGGACUAACGGUGUCAUUGAUGGGUGUGUCUCCGUGCCCUGAAGACAUGGCCUAUUCACCGUCUUCCACACACAGCCAACCACAGUGGAGAUGCAUCAAAAUUUGAGACAGACAGCAUCCACCAACCGAGGGUCGUCAUCACUCCCGCCCUUUAUGCUCCAAGCCCCUCUCCCGUGUCCCACCCUUGACCUCUCAGCCUCUACUGAUGGCCCCAUCCUCUUUUGCACCC